AUGGCAUCUUUCAACCUCACCUCCUCUGACCCUUCAGCAUUCACCCUAAUGGGCAUCCCUGGCCUGGAAGCUGUCCACAUAUUGAUUUCCAUUCCUUUCUGUAUGUUCUACAUUAUUGGCCUGUUGGGAAAUUUCACUGUUCUCUUUGUUGUAGGGAAAGAACAGACCCUGCACAAGCCAAUGUACCUGCUGCUCUGCAUGCUGGCGCUUACAGACAUCAGCACUUCUACCUCCGUCGUGCCAAAGGCACUGUGUAUAUUUUGGUUCAAUUUGAAAGGCAUUACUGUGGGUUGCUGCCUCUCCCAGAUGUUCUUCCUUCACGCAGCUUCUGUUAUGCACUCAGCCAUCCUUGUGACAAUGGCCUUCGAUCGCUACGUUGCCAUAUGUAACCCUCUGAGAUACGCCACCAUCCUCACCAAUGCACGAAUAGCUAAGCUAGGGCUUGUGGGUUUGGUAAGAGCUGUUCUCUUCAUUCUGCCUGUGCCCCUGCUCCUGAUCAGACAGCCAUUCUGUGCCAACCGCAUUAUCCCCCACAUGCACUGUGACCACAUGGCUGUGGCAAAGAUGUCAUGUGGGGACAUCACAGCCAACAGGACUUACGGCUUGAUAACACCAUUUGUAGUCAUUGGGUUUGACCUGAUGCUCAUUGCCUUGUCCUACAGUCUGAUCAUCAGGGCUGUCCUCAGAAUCUCCUCCAAGAAAGCCCACCAGAAAGCCCUCAACACCUGCACAGCCCACAUCUGUGUGAUGCUGACAUAUUAUACUCCUGUCCUUUUCUCCAAUCUCACAUACCGGUUUGGUCAAGGCAUCGCUCCCCAUGUUCACAUCAUCUUGGCUGACCUCUAUCUCCUCAUCCCUCCCAUGCUCAACCCGAUCAUUUAUGGGGUCAAAACCAAAGAGUUUCGAGACAAAAUGGGCAUAUACUCCUGCAAAAUGUGA
This is a messenger RNA of Gopherus evgoodei (Goodes thornscrub tortoise), 939 nucleotides long. Its product is annotated as putative olfactory receptor 52P1. The coding region runs from base 1 to 939 and encodes 312 amino acids. Gene Ontology annotation, biological process: G protein-coupled receptor signaling pathway. Gene Ontology annotation, molecular function: olfactory receptor activity; G protein-coupled receptor activity. The record is from RefSeq and is a predicted model, not a curated record. NCBI's taxonomy places the organism in Eukaryota, Metazoa, Chordata, Testudines, Testudinidae. The transcript has a single exon. Gene Ontology annotation, cellular component: membrane.